Molecule: messenger RNA, 3364 nt
Organism: Menidia menidia (Atlantic silverside)
Lineage: Eukaryota; Metazoa; Chordata; Actinopteri; Atheriniformes; Atherinopsidae
Source: the annotation of a GenBank genome assembly
UGGAGGGCGGUUUGUGUAACGCGUAUGACUCCAUUUCCCAGAAUGCACCGCGCGCCAUGAUGUUCCAACAGCUGACAGACGGUGAAGCCUCUGCCAGAGCUGUCGGUGGAAGCUAGUGUGUGUACUCUCGUCGGAAGCCCACACGGACUGAAAAAAAAUACACCUCGAGUAUUACCGGACUUCGGACCGUUUUACGACUCGGGCUACUGUCGAGCACACUGUUGUGAUAAAAAAAAAAAAAAAAAAAUUUAAAUUUCUUUUCGCCAGCGUCCUGACUUUCGCCUCACAUUUGGGGAGCAGGGGACAGUUGCUGUCAGCUAACUUCCACAAUAGGUCGCUGCGUCGCCGGACUGCUCGCAUGUGUUUUUUUAUAUUUGAGCUCAGCGGUUUGACUCCAGCCCUUCCAGCCGUGCCCCAAUGCUGAGGAAUGGAUAGCGUGCCUGCCAGAGGAGGGAAUAUGGUCGAGAGUGAUGAGCAGCCGGAGAGGGACAGCGGCGGUGGCGCAGCGAUGGCCGCACUACAUCAAUGCGAACUCAUCCAGAAUAUGAUUGAUAUCUCCAUCUCCAGUUUACAGGGGCUGCGGACCAAAUGCGCCGCGUCCAACGACCUCACGCAGCAAGAGAUACGCACUUUAGAGGUGAAGCUGGUGAAAUACAUCUGUAAACAGCUGCAGUGCAAGCAGAAAGUGCCAGAGACGGAGAGGUCCGAGGCCCUGGACAGCUACCCACGCUUAAAAGACUGGCUGCGCACCAUCAACCUGCGGCCAGAGCUCAUUGAGGCAGUCGAAGUGAAGUUAUCCCUAGAUGCUUUACUGCAAAUGACCUGUCAUCAAGUGAGUGAUACAAUGCGAAGACUGGGGUCCAGUUCAGAAGAAUGUAGCAGGCUGAGUGCUGCCCUCUCCUGUCUGAAGAGUGUCACUGAAGGAGGUGAACUGAAAGAAGACAGCACCUCGUGGCUGUCUGAGCCAACCAGGAGAGACAGUGGCUCUCUACUGACCGCAGACCAGCUAACCAAUUUGGGAACUCCACUUCGCCCCCACAGUCCAUCACCUCUGGCCCGCCCAUCGACAAUCCAGUCCACCCCAUCCACCCCGUGUGCUACCUUCUCCUAUCCUCGCUCAGGCUCCGUUUCAGCUGCUCCCACACCAGAGGCCCUGGCAUCAUUUGUUCACAGCGAAAGCCCGCUCACAGAUCCAUUCCCCAUGCCCUUAUCCCGCACGGCAUGGCUCCACGGACGCACCUCCACCCCACCCAUAACUCCACCUUCAAAGAGGCGCCACCGUCCCAAGCCUCCCUGCACUCCUCCCCCUCCAUCUCGCAAGGUGCUGCACUUGUUUCCCAACAUUACACUCACCCGCAGCAAGAGCCACGAGUCCCAGCUGGGGAAUCGGAUCGAGGACCCUCCCACCAACAAGUGUGUUAAAAAGAACAAGCUAUUCCUGAAUAUGCAAAAUGGGAAUGGAUGUGAGGACUCGCCCUCUCGCUACCCUGUCAUGUCCUCACGGACUUCUGGAGGCACCCCAGCUCCCAACACAGCACCUUACACCCAUCCGGGGACACCCACCCUAAUGGAGGAGCACAGUAUAAUUAAAAAUAAUGUAGCAGUGCAUCGCAAUUCCCCACAAGCAGUGAGGAGGGACAUUGGUCUGGCUGUCACACACAGGUUUUCAACAAAGUCCUGGCUGUCCCAGACAUGUCAAGUUUGCCAGAAGAACAUGAUGUUUGGGGUUAAGUGCAAACACUGUCGAUUAAAGUGCCACAACAAAUGUACUAAGGAAGCUCCGUCUUGCAGAAUCUCUUUUCUACCAAUUGCCAAAAUUCGGAGGACCGAGUCUGUUCCAUCUGAUAUAAACAACCCUGUGGACCGGCCACAAGAAGCACCGCAGUUUGGCACGUUACCAAAGGCCAUUACUAAAAAGGAUCAUCCUCCUGUGAUGAACCAGCUUGAUUCAAGCAGCAAUCCCUCCUCCACCACUUCAUCCACUCCUUCAUCUCCAGCCCCUUUCCAGCAGAGCAACCCCCCCAGUGCCACCCCACCCCCCAACCCUUCACCCAAAGGCCAUCGAGACAGCCGCUUUAACUUUCCAGCUGCCUGUUACUUUCAGCACAGACAGCAGUUUAUCUUCCCUGAUGUUUCAAGCCCUGCAAAUGUGUACUCUGAUGGCCUCCAUGAUCGAGUCAAUGAGAUAGAGCAGUCAGCUGAUGACGUACAUGCUGAGCUGGUGGAAGAUGAAGAUGAGGAGGAAGAGGAGGAGGACGUCGAAGUUGAUGAUGAAGAUCAUGAAGAUGAGGAUCAUGAAGGAGAAGCGGAGAGUUAUGAUGAUGGAGGAGAUUACAGAGAUGACGAGGAGGACUCCCGGAUGAAUGUGGGUUCGGAUGGCGAGUGCGAUGAGGUUAACGACCUGCCCUGCACCCGGGGAAACCAGUGGAAGGUCCCCAUCUCCCGCAAGGCCAGCCAGACCAGCGUCUACCUGCAGGAGUGGGAUAUUCCUUUUGAGCAGCUGGACCUUGGGGAACUUAUUGGAAAGGGCCGUUGGGGUAAAGUCCACAAGGGGCGGUGGCAUGGUGAGGUAGCCAUCCGGCUUCUUGAGAUCGAUGGGAACAACCAGGAUCAUCUGAAGCUCUUUAAAAAAGAGGUGAUGAACUACCGACAAACCAGACACGAGAAUGUGGUGCUCUUCAUGGGAGCCUGCAUGGCCCCGCCCCACCUAGCCAUCAUCACCAGUUUCUGUAAAGGGAGGACACUAUAUUCAGUUGUCCGGGAUUCUAAAAACACCUUGGAUAUUAACAAGACAAGACAAAUCGCUCAGGAGAUUGUGAAGGGAAUGGGUUAUCUGCACGCCAAAGGCAUCGUUCACAAGGACUUGAAGUCAAAGAAUGUUUUUCACGACACCAAUAAAGUCAUCAUCACAGAUUUUGGACUGUUUGGGAUCUCUGGAGUUGUUCAGGAAGGAAGGCGUGAGAAUAAACUGAAACUUCCACAUGGCUGGAUUUGUUACCUCGCUCCGGAGAUUGUGCGAAGGAUGAGCCCAGGUAACAACGAGGACCGCCUUCCUUUUUCCAAUGCAGCCGAUGUGUACGCUUUUGGAACUAUUUGGUAUGAGCUUCAAGCCAGAGACUGGCCAAUCACCAACCAGCCGGUGGAAGCUACGAUCUGGCAGGUGGGGAGUGGAGAGGGCAUAAAGAAAGUUUUGUCUGAGAUCAGCCUGGGCAAAGAAGUCACGGAGAUCCUCUCUGCCUGUUGGGCCUAUGACCUGAGAGACAGGCCCACCUUCACCCAGCUGGCCGACAUGCUGGAGAAGCUGCCCAAGCUCAACCGCAGGCUGUCCCACCCAGGACACUUCUGGAAGUCUGCCGAGUUGUAG